Racocetra persica is the source of this 158-nucleotide messenger RNA. The record is from the annotation of a GenBank genome assembly. Lineage: Eukaryota; Fungi; Glomeromycota; Glomeromycetes; Diversisporales; Gigasporaceae.
CUGAAGCUUUAAAUAAUGAUAAUAAUAAUUCGACAUCACUUGAAAUAGCAAAAUAUCCAAUUGAAUCUGAUAAUAAAUCUGAUGAUAUUGAAAACAAUAAUUAUGAAGAAAGUUUCAAUUUUGAAUAUGAUAUUGCUAUAUCUGAUGAGGAUAUUUAG